AUGGAAAAUUUCGCGUGCUUAAAACAAGUCUUUUGCAACUGUGCGCUUUGCAGACAAUUCACUUUGGUUCAACAGGUCCCAAAGAUUAAAACGACCAAAUUGUGUGUUUUGAUAUUACUUUCUCUUCAAGAUUUGUACAACGAUAAGGAAUACUUCUCCCUCAAAACUGACAUCUUUGUCUUCAUUAAGUCUCACUGGGACGUUCUCAACAAAUUUAAGCAAUUCAAGCAACCAAACUGGAAGAAAGCCAUUUUAGACGCGUUCAACCAUUGCACGUCGAUUCAGUCGGGAAAAGGUGUUUAUAAAACACGCGGGUUUUAUAAGUUAAAACCAGAAGAGAGGAUGUUUGGGUUUGAGGAAUUUAGUGAGAAAACUCAAAUGAAAAAAGACCUAAUCGAAGCUUUCACACAUUUACAAGAGGCAAUACAGAAGAAUGCUUUAUUGUUUUCUGAAGUACAAAAGAAAUGUCGCAUUGUAAGUGCUGAUGACUAUAAUUAUGUUUUAAAUACACACAACGCCUCAUUUUUAGAGUUGGGAAAUUUUGUCCAAAUGAUGAAAGUUAAUAAGGCGUUGUAA
Messenger RNA from Entamoeba invadens IP1, 576 nucleotides. RefSeq lists its product as hypothetical. The transcript has a single exon. The record is from RefSeq and is a predicted model, not a curated record. Lineage: Eukaryota; Evosea; Mastigamoebida; Endamoebidae. The coding region runs from base 1 to 576 and encodes 191 amino acids.